AUGGCGUCGGCGCGCACGCCGCUCCUCGCCGCGCCGCGCCGCGAUGGCAUCGGCAAGCGCGCGGCGACGGCCCUGGCCGUCGCCGCCGUCGCCGGCCUCGGCCUCGUGGGCAACGGCUACGGCACGGCGCCGCUGCUGGCGCUGGCGCGGCGCGACGCCGUGAACGAGGGCUUCGAGGCGGCGCUCCUGUCGCCCGGCGAGACCGUCGUCGCGCCGCUCGUCGCCGUCGAGACCUGGGCCUGCGGCGGACGCGGCGACGCGGUGCCCGUCGAGGAGCACUACCUCGCGAAGCGCGACGGCGGGCCGUCGCUCAUGAGCGGCCACAUCUUCCUCAAGCAGGCCUACACCUACUGGCGCUACGGCCUCUGCGGCCCCCGCGCGUCGGCGCGCGCCGGGCAAGCCGCCCGGGUCACGAGCUACCGCUACGACGGCCGGCAAGCGCUGCUGUCCGCGCUCGCGGAGGGCAAGCUCGGCGCGGGCGCGGUCGUCUGGGUCACGGUCACCUCCGAGGCCCUGGACACGGACUUCGACGACUUCGACACGCUCCAGCGCGCCUACGGCGUGCCCCGGGCGUCGCUGCAGCGCGGCGUCGUCGGGGACCUGGACGGCGAAUCCGCGACGGCGCUCGACACGAUGUGCGUCUACCAGUACACGCCGGACAUCGUCAAGCGGUCGACGCUGCUCCGGGCCUUGUUCGCCUACGGCAAGCCCCUGGUGCUCGUGCUGGCGGGCGACUCGGCGUGCCGGCUGGAGCUGCCGGCGACGCACCACGCGGUCGUGUUGGCGAACGACGGCGCGCCGACGUCCGCGGACCUGUGGUUCCCCGAGGGCCUCGAGGGUCUGGAGAACCCCGAGGACGCCGCCUUCUGGCAGCCCGCGGCGGCGCGAAACGCGGAGAAGCUCACGUCGGCGACGCCCGCGGGCUUGGACGCGCGGCCCUUCCUCUUCGACGCGGCGAUGAGCGUCAACGGCCGGAAGCCGUCGCGCCAGGCGCUCGUGACCUGGCUGCGGGGCGGCGGCGCGUCCGAGCUCGAGGCGUUGGCGACCAAGGCGGGGCUGGCCGUGCGCUUCAAUUCCACCGUCGUCGACAUGCCGAGGACGUCGCCGACGGGCGCGACGUUCUACGACCCCGCGUUCUCGCGCGAGGACUUUUCGGCCGGUUCGGCGCCGGGCUUUGCCGGCGACGGCGCGUCGGUCUUCGCGCUGGCGCCCGCGGGCGACACCUGGACGUCGGGCCGCGUGCUCGAGGCCCUGCUCACGGGCGCGAUACCGGUGGUCGACGCGACGUACCGAAGCGACGGCGGCGUCAGCGCCAAGGGCUGCGGCGACGCCGCGGCCUUUUGGCAGCGGGGCGUCGACGGCGCGAUCCGCGGCGCGCCCUUCGUCUUCGUGGACGACUGGGCCGACCUGCCGAAGCAGCUGGAGGCCUUCGGGGCGACGGAUUCCGAGAAGCUCCGGGCGAAGCUCGCGGACGUCCAGGCCUACCGCGACGAGCUCGAGGCGUACCUCCGCGGGUCGCUGCUCGGCCUCGCCGCGGACCGGUCCGCGGCGGCGGCGACGACGGCGUGCGCGACGACGCCCCUCGCGCCCGGCGACCGCGACGGCCAGCUCGCCGCCGAGGCCGCCUACUACGGGCGGGACUGGUACGGGUCCUUCGUCGACACCUCCGCGCUCUACACGUCGGGCUGCUCCCAGACGAUGCACACGCAGCCCGGGCCCGACGGGACGCCGGAAGUCAUCGCCCAGAAGUACGCCCACUGCUACGACGCGGCCUGCGCGCCGCCGAGCGUCGCCGCGUUCUCCUGCGCGGAGGUGUAA
Messenger RNA from Aureococcus anophagefferens, 1818 nucleotides. RefSeq lists its product as hypothetical. The transcript has a single exon. The record is from RefSeq and is a predicted model, not a curated record. Lineage: Eukaryota; Pelagophyceae; Pelagomonadales; Pelagomonadaceae. The coding region runs from base 1 to 1818 and encodes 605 amino acids.